ACGCUUAUCUUUUUGCAUCUGUUUCAGGUGGGGAUUAAAGCGUGGAAGACAUCUCGAGACAGCACAGGCUUCACACCAGAAGACUAUGCACGCUUACGCGGCCACUUCUCAUACAUCCACUUGAUUCAACGCAAGAUCAAUAAAAAGUCAGCAACUGAAGAUCACGUUGUGGUCAACAUCCCUGUUUCUUUCGCAGACAGAGAGCAGAAAGAACCAAAGUCAGGUCCAGUGACUUCCGCCUUGGAGAUCACACAGAUUAACCAGCUUCCAUGCAAGCUCUGUGACCAUAAACUGGUGUAUGGGACAGCACGUAGGUCUGUAGCGUACAGACCGGCUAUGUUGUCGAUGGUGGCGAUUGCUGCUGUGUGCGUCUGCGUGGCACUUCUCUUCAAGAGUUGUCCGGAAGUACUCUAUGUGUUUCAACCGUUCAGGUGGGAGUUAUUGGACUAUGGAACAAGCUAAGUCUACUUUGAAGAAUAUAAAUAUUACUUAUAUAAACCCAUAAAGGCGUGAUUUCUAUAUGUUGUAACUAUAUGAGUAUAAUAAGAUAUAUAGACAUGUAGAAGAUUGUUGUUGUUGUUGUGUGUAAAAGCCUCUCCUUUCUCUCUCGAACUUGAGAAUCCUCUCUCUGAUUAGUAUAUUUUUUGUUUGACAGAAUAAUUUGUUUCUUCUUGUAAUUUAACAAUGGAGACGUUCUUGUUCUA
Molecule: messenger RNA, 704 nt
Organism: Camelina sativa (false flax)
Lineage: Eukaryota; Viridiplantae; Streptophyta; Magnoliopsida; Brassicales; Brassicaceae
Source: RefSeq, a predicted model, not a curated record